AUGUCCAAAUUCCCAGAAGUGCAAGGCGGGGGCUCAUUGAUACUCGCCUGGCAGAUCAAAGACAAGCAUGUGCUAGUUGUAGGAGGUGGAGAGGUUGCCGCGGGGCGCAUCCUGCACACUCUCAACGCCGAUGCCCGCGUCACUGUCGUCUGUCCAGCUGCAGGACUAAACGACGAAGUGGCCUUUAGAGUCGCCCAAAAGCAGGUAACACACAUAGACCGGAAUUUUGAGCCAUCCGACCUCGACAAUGUGGACAUGGUACUCUGCGCCAUUGAUGACCCGGAAGCAUCAACUCGGGUCUGGAAGCUGUGCAAGGAGAGACGCAUCACAGCAAACAUCGCCGAUGUCCCACCCGAAUGUGAUUUCUACUUUGGGAGUGUUCACCGUGAUGGGCCAUUGCAAGUCAUGGUUAGCACGAAUGGGAACGGACCGAAGUUGGCCAGUAUCGUGCGCAAGAAGAUCGCCGAGACUCUGCCAGCAAAUAUGGGUGCAGCCAUUGAGAAUGUGGGGAAGCUACGGAAAAAGCUACGGGAGGUUGCGCCCAACCCAGAGCAAGGCCCGAAAAGAAUGAAGUGGAUGUCUGGAGUCUGUGAAUCAUGGAGCCUCGACGAACUUGUACAGAUGACGGAAAAGGAUAUGGACGGCGUGUUGUCCUUUUACGAGUCGGGUAAGAUCCCGACCCUGCAAGAAGUACAGAAAUAA
Molecule: messenger RNA, 702 nt
Organism: Penicillium paradoxum
Lineage: Eukaryota; Fungi; Ascomycota; Eurotiomycetes; Eurotiales; Aspergillaceae
Product: bifunctional precorrin-2 dehydrogenase/sirohydrochlorin ferrochelatase MET8
Exons: 3
Coding region: 1-702 (233 amino acids)
Biological process (GO): siroheme biosynthetic process
Molecular function (GO): protoporphyrin ferrochelatase activity; precorrin-2 dehydrogenase activity
Source: RefSeq, a predicted model, not a curated record